AUGGAUUCAGGCGCUCGACCAGCCUGCUGUCAAUCGAGCACUGACGGCGCUGAGGACCAUCGCGUUAGGGCCGACGAGCAGCCUGCCCCAGAACAGACCCUAGGACCCCCAGAGGAUUCAGAAGAGAAGGAAAAUGGUACACCUUUACCGGUGAAGCCACCAUCAGUGAUGGCGGCAGUUCGAAUGCUGGGCCUUCCCAGCCAUCAGAAGGUCACGAACAGGAAAGUGCUUCCAAAGUUGUACCGGACAGCGAUUUGGCUUCCUCAUAAGAUGUCUCAGCCGGGUGAAGAAAGACGAGUUAAAUCUCAAUGGAUUGUAAUAUACCAACGAGUUACAGCAGAAUACGACGACCAGUUCCUCGACCGAUACCACAGCGACAUGAGCGAUAUCUUGCUCACCUCUGGUCUUUUGUCCGCUGCCAGCAUGUCUUUCAUUGUCGUCAUGGAGUCCAAUCUCAGUCCCGACACCAGCGACACCACGAAUGGCCUUCUCGCGCAACUCGUGCAGAUCAGACUCGGCAACCUCACUGCAGCGGGCUCCAUCCACGCAGACCCAGCGUCUACGUGGUUGCCGACUGUGCUGGCUAUGAGGAUCCAAAUGGGUCGCAUACGCAAGCUUUUCCAUGAGCUUCAGCAUUCGGGGUCAUACUAG
Messenger RNA from Suillus discolor, 651 nucleotides. RefSeq lists its product as uncharacterized. The record is from RefSeq and is a predicted model, not a curated record. The transcript has 7 exons. Bases 1 to 651 code for a protein of 216 amino acids. NCBI's taxonomy places the organism in Eukaryota, Fungi, Basidiomycota, Agaricomycetes, Boletales, Suillaceae.